CACGACUGCACACUCAGCAGCACCAUCACCACCCACACGGUGAUCUGACCAUCGCAAACACCGACCACCGACAUCAUGAAGUUGUUGCUGUUGGCAGCACUGGUAGCCGUGAUUGCGGCGGAGCGGCUGGACAACUCGUACCUGCCACCGGCGGGUGCGCCACUGGCAGGCGGUGCUCCAGGAGCCAUUGCAGCGCCCUUCGGCGGUCCUGGAGGAGCGUUUAGGCCCGGAGCUGGAGGCGCAGCUGGAAGACCUGGACUGGGCGGCAUUGGAGGUGCUGGAGGCCCCAGUGCUGGUGGAUUCCCAGGUGCUGGUCGUGGUCCUGGAGGUGCUGGAGCCGGUGGAUUCCCUGGUGCUGGAGGCGCUGGUGGGUUUCCGGGAGCUGGAGCUGGAGCUGGUGGCGCUAGGCCUGGCGCAGGUGGAUUCCCUGGUGCUGGAGGAGCUGGUGGAUUCCCUGGUGCUGGAGGCGCUGGUGGAUUCCCUGGAGCUGGAGCCGGUGGCGCUAGGCCUGGUGCAGGUGGAUUCCCUGGUGCUGGAGGAGCUGGUGGAUUCCCUGGUGCUGGAGGCGCCGGUGGAUUCCCUGGAGCUGGAGCCGGUGGCGCUAGACCUGGUGCAGGAGGAUUCCCUGGUGCUGGAGGAGCUGGUGGGUUCCCUGGUGCAGGAGGAGCAGGUGGAUUUCCUGGAGCUGGAGCUGGUGGUGCUAGGCCUGGUGCUGGAGCUGGUGGUGCUAGGCCUGGCGCUGGGGGAUUCCCUGGCGCUGGAGGAGCUGGUGGUGCUGCUGGUGGUCCCGUCAUCCCCAUCCUCAAGUACGAGAAUAUCAACAAUGGUGAUGGCUCCUACUACUUCAGCUAUGAAACCGGCAACGGCAUCGCCCAGGACGAGCAGGGCUACCUGAAGAACGCUGGAAUCCCUGAUGCUGAGGCCGAGACCGUGCAGGGCCGCUACACGUACACUGGAGACGAUGGUGUGCAGUACACCAUAACCUACACUGCCGAUGAGAACGGCUUCCAGCCGCAGGGCGCCCAUCUGCCCACUCCACCACCAAUCCCCGAGGAGAUCCUUCGCUCCCUGGAGCAGAACGCUGCUGAGGAGGCAGCUGCGGCAAAGGCUGGAGGAGUCGCUGGUGGUGCUUUCGGUGGUGCUCCUGGAGCUGGUGCUGGCGGUGCCUUUGGUGGGGCACCUGGAGCUGGUGCUGGUGGUGCUUUUGGGGGUCGUCCGGGAGCUGGCGCUGGUGGUGCUUUUGGUGGUGCACCUGGUGCUGGUGGUGCCUUUGGUGGGGCACCUGGAGCCGGUGCUGGUGGUCCUUUUGGAGGUCGUCCAGGCGCUGGUGCUGGUGCUGGCGGUCCCUUGGGUGGUGCUCCUGGAGCUGGUGGUGUAUUUGGUGGUGGCAGAGCUCCUGGUGCUGGAGCCUUCGGCCGUCCCGGUGCAGGAGCUGGAGCAACGCCCGGCUACUCGCCAGAGAGUGGCUACUCGUACCCUAACCCUGGCAAAUAGGCACCGAGGUAGCCAGUAGCCAGUAGCCAUACAACAGCCGACAGCCGACCAAAUACAACGCGACUCCGGACCACGACCUCGCCCACCGCGCCAGCCGACCACGCGCAGCUGAACACGUGGCCGAGCUGUUCAGGACUCUCCUUCGUCCAACUGACUAACAGCGUCGUCAUCCGACGUCCCUUUCCUGACCCGAAGGUGUCUCGAAUGCUGCUGCGUUGAUCGGAGGACCAUCGACGAAUGCUUCACAGGCGAGGAUCAGGAAUUUCUCCACUCAAACCCCUACCUUUCAAUACCGAAUACCAGCACAUCCUCCACAUCCUAUCUCAGCUAUCCUUUGUCCCCUUUGUCCUCAUCGCUGGUGCAGAUAGCCUCUAUCUCAUGCAAUUCCUGAACGUCGCCUUUGACCCAACGAAAAAGCUAGACUACAACUGCAGGAAGUACGAGACAGCUUCACUCUUUUUUUUCUGUUUACUGAAGAUACUCACUACUUACUUUGCUUUCGCAGAUGCACAAAGACGACAUCUGUGAUGCUUAUGACGACAAGGCACGCUACGAGAAAGUACUCAAGUCAUUAUUUUUAAAAGACUAUUUAUUUUUACAUGUAUAUAAAAAUGUAAAAAAAAUUUUGUGUGUAAAAUAUAUUUUUCAUAAAUAUUGUUUUUCUUAAA
Messenger RNA from Schistocerca nitens (vagrant locust), 2162 nucleotides. Its product is annotated as pupal cuticle protein 36-like. Gene Ontology annotation, molecular function: structural constituent of chitin-based larval cuticle. Bases 76 to 1494 code for a protein of 472 amino acids. The transcript has 5 exons. Gene Ontology annotation, cellular component: chitin-based extracellular matrix. The record is from RefSeq and is a predicted model, not a curated record. Lineage: Eukaryota; Metazoa; Arthropoda; Insecta; Orthoptera; Acrididae.